Molecule: messenger RNA, 3576 nt
Organism: Scomber japonicus (chub mackerel)
Lineage: Eukaryota; Metazoa; Chordata; Actinopteri; Scombriformes; Scombridae
Product: voltage-dependent calcium channel subunit alpha-2/delta-4-like
Exons: 40
Coding region: 1-3576 (1191 amino acids)
Cellular component (GO): voltage-gated calcium channel complex
Molecular function (GO): voltage-gated calcium channel activity
Source: RefSeq, a predicted model, not a curated record
AUGGUAACGUCUCUAAGUGUCAAACAGGAAGCAGCCUGGGAGGUUUCGGAGGUUCGGAGACUUUUUCUAACCACUUCAGGAAUGUUUAGUUUGGUCCAACUGUCGACGCUCGGCUCAUCAAAUGGUCCGGCGGAGGCGUUGAUGGUCGACGGGUACUUCACCAUUUGCACCGGACAAGAAUGUAGCAGAGUGUGUGUGGACCACCAGGACGGAGAGGACACCUCUGAGCCAUCGUUAGGGUCUGACAUCUACACACAGAGAGAGAGACCGGUCCUGGAUCUGAGGCUGUGUAUCAGCUGCUGGCCCUGUCAGAGCCACCGGACACCCAACCCCGGACCCCCCAACCCCAAACCCCCCCCCCCCUUUCUACGGGAGCUCAGCUGGACUCCAGAGGGGGACGCAGGGAAUCAAACGCCCGGUGCUGAAGGUAAACACGGAGCUGCUGUGAUCUUAGCUGAGAAACUGAAAGACGUUGAGCCCAUCGUGAAGAUCGUGGAGCUGGACGGCAGCGACCUGGUGAAGGAUUAUUCAGACGACAUCGAGCGAAUGUUGGGAAGCAAGAUGAAGUCAGUGAAGAGGUUAGCUGAGUCAGCAGAAGACGCUGACCUGUACCACGACUUCAACGCCACUCUAGAGUUCGAUUACUACAACGCCAUGAUGAUCAACUCUGCGGACGAGGACGGGAAUUACCCGGAGCUAGGUGGAGAGUUUCCUCUGGAGGAGAACGAGCACUUCAACAACCUGCUGGUGAACACGCUGCAGAGCAACAUCCAGGUUCCCACUAACGUCUACAACAAAGAUCCUAACAUCCUGAACGCCAUUUAUAACUCGGAGGCGUUAAACGACGUCUUCAUCAAUAACUUCCAGAAGGAUCCGACUCUCACCUGGCAGUACUUCGGCAGCUCCACCGGCUUCUUCAGGAUCUACCCCGGUAUUAAAUGGACUCCGGAUCCAAACGGCGUUGCAGCUUUCGACUGCAGGAACAGAAACUGGUACAUCCAGGCGGCUACGUCUCCGAAGGACAUCAUCAUCAUGGUGGACAUCAGCGGCAGCAUGAAGGGGCUGAAGAUGACCAUCGCUAAACACACCAUCAACACCAUCCUGGACACGCUGGGAGAGAACGACUUCGUCAACGUCAUCGCUUACACUGACUACGUCCGCUAUGUGGAGCCGUGCUUCAGAGGAACGCUGGUGCAAGCCGACCUGGACAACAGGGAGCACUUCAAGCUGCUUGUGGAGGACCUGCACGUUAAAGGAGAAGCCAAGAUCAAGAACGCCAUGAAGGAGUCCUUCAAAAUCCUCAAUGAGGCCAGGGUGAAUGGUCAGGGCAGCAUGUGUAAUCAGGCCAUCAUGCUGAUCACAGACGGAGCCAUGGAGGACUUUGAGUCGGUCUUUGAGGAAUUCAACUGGCCUGAUCGCAGGGUGAGAGUCUUCACCUACCUCAUCGGCAGAGAGAUGACGUUCGCUCAAAACACCAAGUGGAUCGCCUGCAACAACAAAGGUUACUACACACACAUCUCCACGCUGGCCGACGUGCAGGAGAACGUCAUGGAGUAUCUGCACGUUCUCAGCCGGCCAAUGGUGAUCAACCACGACCAUGACAUCAUCUGGACGGAGGCCUACAUGGACACUGUGCUUCCCAACACCAAAGAGCUCUUCACCACUAAAGCUCAGAGUCUCCUCCUGAUGACAUCAGUGGCGAUGCCGGUGUUCAGUAAGAAGACGGAGACGCUGUCCCAUGGCAUCCUGCUGGGCGUGGUCGGCUCUGAUAUCCCACUGAUGGAGGUGAUGAAGCUGGCGCCCAGAUACAUGCUCGGAGCUCACGGCUACGCCUUCCUCAUCACCAACAAUGGCUACAUCCUGGCUCACCCUGACCUUCGACCUCUGUACAAAGAUGGAAAGAAACUGAAGCCAAAGCCAAACUACAACAGUGUGGAUCUGUCUGAGGUGGAGUGGGAGGACACAGAGGAGAAGCUGAGGACGGCCAUGGUGAAGGGAGAGACGGGCAGCAUCAGUCUGAACAUCAGAGCAUCAGUAGAUAAAGGGAAAAGACCUCUGUUCCUCACCAAUGAUUAUUUCUACACCAACAUCGAUGAGACGCCUUUCAGCUUCGGCAUGGCGCUGACGAAGGGUCACGGGAGGCUGAUGAUCAUGGGAAACGUGUCUGUGGAGGAAGGUUUGCAUGAUCUCAUCUCUCCGGACCUCUUCAUCGCCUCUGAGUGGACUUACUGUGAGACAGACAUUGACCCGGCUCACAGGAAGUACUCCCAGCUGCAGGCGGCCAUCCGCUACCUGCUGGGGAAGGAACCCGACCUCGAGUGUGACGAGUUGUUGCUGCAGCAGACGUUGUUUGACGCCGUGGUAACGGCUCCACUGGAGGCGUACUGGAACGCCCUGAUGCUCAACGACAGGGUGGAGCCCGGUGUGGAGACGGCCUUCCUCGGUACUCGCUCCGGCCUGAUGAGGGUCGUGAGAUACGCAGGAGUGGAAACCAGAGUGGCAAAGAAGUUCCUGACUCCGGCCGAUAAAGACAACCUGUUCACCAUCGAUCACUUCCCGCUGUGGUACCGGCUGGCUGUGGAAAACACUCCCGGGAUCUUCUUCUACUAUCCCGUCAGCGACAAAGGCGUAAAGUUCGUUGUGGCGACGACGGCGGUGACGGUUUCAUCUGAAGGGAGGACGGCCAUGGCUGGGGCUAUCGGGGUGCAGAUGUCCUUGGAUUUGCUGGAAAAGAGGUUCUGGCCAUCGCCCAAACAGCCUCCCGACACAGACUGUUCGGUCAUCGAAGGCGUUUGUCCUCUGAGCUGUGAGAGCGCUGAUCUCAACUGUUUCCUGGUCGACAACAACGGCUUCAUCGUGCUGUCGAAAGAGAGGAACGAGAUCGGACGUUUCUUCGGAGCGGUGGACGGCUCUGUGAUGGCGUCGCUGAUAAAGAUGGGAAUGUAUAAAAAAGUGUCGUUGUUUGACUACCAGGCGAUGUGUAAGAACAGUCAUCAUCACGCCAGCAGCGCUCGGCCUCUGCUCAGUCCGUUCUAUGUGAUCGCUGCGUUGGUCAGGUGGUUCUUCUCCAACGCUCUGAUGUUCUUGCUGGACUUUAACCUGUGUGGUCUUUGGCACUCUGAUUACUUUGUGGAGGCCAAGGCCGGCUAUCACACCUCUCAUAAGCAGAAGAAGGUGGAGGCUUUACAGCCGUGUGAUACAGCGUAUCCAGGCUUCAUGUACGACUCGUCUGUCAGAGAAGCAAACAGCCUCAUCAAGUGUGGACGCUGCCAGAAGAUGUUCGUGGUGCAGCAGAUCCCUGACAGUAAUCUGGUUUUGGUCGUGACUCAGGCCGACUGUGACUGUUCCCGUCAGUACGGACCGAUAGUCCUCGACCCCAGAGAGAUCAAAUAUAACGCCACAGUGAAGUGCAACAGGAUGAAGUCUCAGAAGGUGCGACGGCGACCCGAGUCCUGCCACGCUUACCACCCAAAGGAAGAUGCGAAGGAAUGCGGCGGUGCAGCAGCCGUUUCCAUGACGACCUCUCUCUUCUCCGCCUCCCUGCUCGUCUCAUUGGUCCUCCACCGCUGGACGUAA